AUGCAUGCCCACCUCGUGUUGCUAUGGGCAGCAGCUGCCAUCGGCAGAACCCCAACAGCUUUCUCGCUGCAGCAGCGAGCUGCUGCAGUUCUCUCUCAUGAACACUAUCAACAGCAGCAGCAGCAGCAGCAGCAGGAGCAGCAGCAAGAGCACUAUGAACUGCAGCAGCAAGAUAAGGAUUUGGAUUCUGCUGUUGUAGGCUUUACAGAAUCAUAUGAUUUCCCCUCAGCAGCAGCACAGCAGCACAGCAGCAGCAGCAGCAGCAGCAGCAGCGUAGCAGCAGCAAAAGAAGUUUCUAUUGUAUCAUUCGCAGAAACUGGUAUAAAUGAAGAAGAAUUUGCAGCUAUUGCUCAUGUCCCCAACAACAACAACAACAACAACAAGUACAACAACAACAACAACUACUACUACUACUACUACUACUACAACCACCACCACAACCACCACCACCACCACCACCACCACCACCACAACGACAGAACCAGUAGAAAGGGUAGUAUGCAGAGCCGAUGA
Molecule: messenger RNA, 513 nt
Organism: Eimeria mitis
Lineage: Eukaryota; Apicomplexa; Conoidasida; Eucoccidiorida; Eimeriidae
Exons: 2
Coding region: 1-513 (170 amino acids)
Source: RefSeq, a predicted model, not a curated record